Parastagonospora nodorum SN15 is the source of this 378-nucleotide messenger RNA. RefSeq lists its product as hypothetical. Bases 1 to 378 code for a protein of 125 amino acids. The record is from RefSeq and is a predicted model, not a curated record. NCBI's taxonomy places the organism in Eukaryota, Fungi, Ascomycota, Dothideomycetes, Pleosporales, Phaeosphaeriaceae. The transcript has 3 exons.
AUGUUUGUCGCACAAGAACGUUUCGCGCGGCGCAUGCAUGCAGCACGAGAUCUGCAAGAUGCAACAGUGGGAAGAUCUGAAGCGCGCCAGAACAUUGCCUUGAUGCAUGGGAGCCUGGGCUUUCGCGGUUACGAUGCGGUCGAGUUGGUUUGGUGUUGCACACCAAAUCAGUGCACGGGCCAUAAAACAACGCCAUCACGGACUGGAAAUCAUCGUGACACCGUCGCAACGCUCUCAAGUUCCCGGGGUACACCUGGCCAUGCUUUGCACAAGGCUGCUGGAGGAUCUCCCACGACGUCAUCAUCUUGGUCGGGCAGUGGUAUGAACACAUCCGCGAAAGUUGAAGAUAAUGUAGAAGUCAUUUCAAUUAUGCUCUAA